Messenger RNA from Babesia bigemina, 186 nucleotides. RefSeq lists its product as hypothetical. The transcript has 2 exons. Bases 1 to 186 code for a protein of 61 amino acids. Lineage: Eukaryota; Apicomplexa; Aconoidasida; Piroplasmida; Babesiidae. The record is from RefSeq and is a predicted model, not a curated record.
AUGGGAGCGCAUUCUUAUGGGCUUUUUUUCCGCAAGGGAUGGUUCACGAGGACCAUUGUCAAGACCGCUGGGUUAUUUAUAGCCGCCGACGCCUACGUCAAAUACGAAUACGGUAUCGAUGUGAACUACGACUUCAACACCACCGCUUGGAACUGGUGGAUGGACAAGACCCCUGAGGAGAGGUAA